GGCCAAUAGUGCGACUCCACGCAAGGCCACGGGAAGGUAUAUAAGAGCCGAGGGGGACAUCUGGGCCAGACCGUGAUCUUUGAGUGAGAAAAUCACAAUUCAGAUCGUUGCGUUCGUCGGAUAGAGCGUGAGGCGACCGCGAGGUCCUGUUACCUAAUACAGGUAAGGCUCGGGUGGCCUAGUGCUUGAGCGGAGGAGGGGGCCGGGGCCUAACGAGAAGGGGAGGGCGGCGUCUCCAAAUCUAUCGGGCCUUGUGGGGUCCCCCUUGCCCUCAAAAUGCCACUUCGUUCUCAGUUAUCCAGGUUCCCAUUGAGAAAAAUCCAAUUGCGGCUCACGGUCCAAAGCGCGCCAUUUUUAUUCCCAUUUCCUGCCAGUUCCAUAUUCCCCUUGGUGGUGGUGGCGUGGCGAUUGCAAUGAUUACAGUAUUUGGCUUGCAUGAAUGAAUAAAAGGUUUAUAUCGCAGAAUAGGAAAAGAGGUUUGUGCGGGGUAUUCUUUUUCGUUCCCCAUGCUCAUUAUCGGGGAGAGGGGAUUUAUCCAAAAAGCAGAACUUGCUAGACGUCUCUGUAUGGUGUUUGUUUUGUAUAUUGAUAACCUUUGCCGGUUUGGGGCAAAUGGUAAUGGCUGGGUUUCUGGUGGUGAGUACAGCGACUACUCCCACUUUUUACGAUGGUUUUCUUAUGAGAAUGGGUGAAGGCAAAACAGCUGUGGUUGUCGUGAACAAUGUUAAUUAUUUGAUUUGAGGCUGCUACUCGUUUUACAGUGGCUCCGUAUUCCAAAAAAUGGGAGGGGGGAGCAGGCUAUCUCUGGCACUGGAUUACCAAUUUACUCUUUGCCUUUAAUGUUGGGAUUGUCUGAACUAAAGUUAAGAGUUUGGUAGCCCUUUUUUGAUGUGUUACGUUUUGCAGCUUUUACACACUGCCUUUCCACAUGAUUUUUCUCAAUGAAUGUCUGUAGAAUUUAGCACAGUGUGUGGGUUCAUAUUCAUGUUUAAGUAUCACGACAGCUACAUAUUUUCUUAACCCCUUGGCUGCCUUUUCCUUGAACAGAAAAGUUUCUUUUGUAUAGGAUUUAGGGUGUUUUCCUUGAGCUGCCUGCCCUCCCAGCCUUUGCUAAUGAUAUGUGGGACCAGUAAUACUUACUCUGUAAAUUUGCCCCUAUUUCUGUUAAAUGGGCAUCAUAGUAUUGUCUUUUUGCUCAUAGUAUUGCCACUGAUGAUUGAUUUUACUUAUUACAGGGUUUUUUUCCUCCCUGAUUGUGAAUACUUGGUACAAGGGCAAAAUGAAGUAUGCACUUGUCUGCCUGUUGCUCAUUGGCAGUGUAUUUGCUGCUGAUGACGACGACAAAAAGGAAGAUGUGGGGACUGUGGUUGGCAUUGAUCUGGGAACCACAUAUUCCUGGUAAGUAAAAGAAGGGUGCCUAUUUGAGUGGCUUCUGGGUGUCUUGAAUAGCUUAUGGCCACUGCACCAAAAUAUGGCCAAGAUUUGAUGCAGUGUUGUGAACCGUCAUUCUGCACUAGUGUAUACAAAUUAAUUGUACCGUACUACUAUUUUAAUGCACUUGGUACAAGUCAGGGGAGAAACAAUACGAUAGCUAUUCAGCUCAAACUAUUUUGAUUCAGUGUAGUCUUACAGCUAAAAGCUUGAGUACUGGCCAGAAACAUUAGUUUAGCCCAGAGGAUACAACUAGCUUGCUUGUUGCACCUCUUCACAGGGCUCAGAUUUUUGGCUUGAUGUGCUUGAUUUUCUCCUGUUUGCUGUUGGUUUUAUGUGAAUUCUGUUUUGUUUUUUUGUUGGUGUUCAUUUUUUCUUGGUUGUGUUAAUGCAUUUUAAUGUACUGUAUCUUAGGUGUAUUAUAUUUUGUGAACCACCCAGAAGGCUUUAAAUAAUACAUAUAUUUUAAAAAGUAACUUCCAUUCUCUUUUACAGUGUUGGUGUUUUCAAGAAUGGGCGUGUGGAGAUAAUUGCUAAUGACCAGGGUAACAGAAUCACACCCUCCUAUGUGGCCUUCACACCAGAGGGGGAACGUCUUAUAGGUGAUGCAGCAAAGAACCAGCUGACUUCAAACCCUGAGAAUACUGUAUUUGAUGCCAAACGCCUCAUUGGUAGAACAUGGAAUGAUCCUUCUGUGCAGCAGGAUAUAAAAUAUCUACCUUUCAAGGUACUAAUUUUGUGCCUUUUAUGUUAUGGUGUAUAUAAAGUACAUUGAACACCUUUUGGUGUGAAAUUUGAACCCAACGUGUCCCCAAUCAUAGCACUGUCUUAGAGACACUAGGUUACUAAGCAAUGUAUGAAGUGUUUUUCCAGUCCACACGACUUAUGGCACUGCUUUCACUCUGCUUAAGAUACCAGCAUCCAAGCAUGGGUCAUUCUGCAUCUGGCAACCUGAUGGGCAGGUUGUUUGGUCCUGCCGCUUCUUCAAUGGAACUUCUUUAAGUCCACCACAAUAUUAAUAUUGUAGAUGGUGUGCUUUUGGUUUGUAACCAUAUCCACUUGUACUUGUCUUUACAGGUCAUUGAAAAGAAGUCCAAGCCCCAUAUUCAGGUUGAUAUUGGAGGUGGCCAAAUGAAGACCUUUGCCCCAGAAGAAAUUUCAGCAAUGGUUCUGACUAAAAUGAAGGAGACUGCUGAGGCCUACUUGGGAAAGAAGGUAAGAUGAUGUUUCCGCUGGAGCACACUAGCGAAAAGAAUAGGCACUGAGGGGAGCCUUUGUGAAUCUACCGUGUAUGGAGAUUGGCCAGUGGUUGGUCUAAUCUUUUACUGCUUACUCUAGUUAGCAGCAGGUCUCGAUGCCUUUCUGGUCUAGAGAUCAUUCUAAACUAGCUUGAACAUGUAAUAUUCUACUUACAAUGUAAGUGCUCUGCCACUGAGCUUUGAUGCCUCCUAACAGGCCUGGCUGCUUGUACACGAGGAGUCCCUGCUUUUUUGGUUCCCAGGACAUAAAAUGGAUGGGGGUGGUAGAAUUGUUCUCCAAGCUGAGAAGGCCAAUCUGUAACCUUCUGGAUGUGUUUUAAUUCUAAUUUCCAAUAUCCCUGACAGUUGACAAUGCUGGAUGGGGCUGAUGAGAGCCUUGCAGCAUCUAGAGGGCAACAGGCAAUCCACUCCUCUAAAUAGUCUUGAAAGGUGCAUUAUAGACAAUCGGGCUCCCCACCCCCCAAAAAAACCCUUUAUUAGAUCUUAAUUUGGAAACAGCAAUCAGAAUUACUCUCAUUCUUCUCCAGGUCACCCAUGCUGUUGUCACUGUGCCAGCUUAUUUCAACGAUGCCCAGCGUCAGGCUACAAAGGAUGCUGGUACUAUUGCAGGGCUGAAUGUCAUGAGAAUAAUCAAUGAGCCGUAAGUAGGGUUUUAAUAGUCUUCUGCCAGUAUUUGGAGUUUGUGUGGGCUUUUCUCACAUUUACCAAACUAACAAGUUGCUCUUUCUUACAGGACUGCUGCUGCUAUUGCUUAUGGCCUAGACAAGAGGGAGGGCGAGAAGAACAUCCUUGUCUUUGAUUUGGGUGGUGGAACCUUUGAUGUCUCCCUCCUCACAAUUGAUAAUGGUGUCUUUGAAGUUGUGGCAACCAAUGGAGACACUCACCUGGGUGGGGAAGACUUUGACCAGCGUGUAAUGGAACACUUCAUCAAGCUCUACAAGAAGAAAACUGGAAAGGAUGUUCGGAAGGACAACAGAGCUGUUCAGAAGCUUCGUCGAGAAGUUGAAAAGGCCAAAAGAGCGCUUUCUUCUCAACACCAAUCUAGAAUUGAGAUUGAAUCCUUCUUUGAAGGAGAAGACUUCUCUGAAACCUUGACAAGAGCAAAAUUUGAAGAACUGAACAUGGUAGGUAUCUUGAAUUUUAAAAUAGGUUGUUUCUAAUAAAAUGGCUCUACUAUUUGGAGCAAUUGCUGUACACAAAACAUAAAAUUGGGAGAGAAGUAAGAUUAUAGUAACGUAAUAACAUGUAGUACAUGCGCGUCAUGGGAAAAAUAAGGUGGUGCCCUCCUGUGUGAAACUGCCAAGUUAUAAGGGGAAAAUAAGGUGCUGCCACUCCCAAGACACUAUGCUGGUCAAACUGCACCAACAGCAGAGAAUAAAUUGGUUCCCUAAUGGCUUGAGUCAAAAUUGCUUGCCCUCUAAAAGAUAGCAAUGACUGAUCUUUGUAGAUUCUCCUGUUAAAGAAAAAUGAGAUAUUAAGAGUAGGCCCAUCUGAUCUCAAAUAGCAUCAUACAUGGGCAUCUUGGGGGUGGGAUGUAUCUGAUAAUUUGGUGACUGUAUCAUCUUGUGGCCUUGUUCUGUGAUUGCCUUUCCACAUCAAUUAAGUGAUUUUAAAUUCUGCUUGUAGGAUCUCUUCCGUUCCACCAUGAAACCUGUCCAGAAAGUCCUAGAGGAUGCAGACCUAAAGAAGUCUGACAUUGAUGAAAUUGUGCUUGUCGGUGGCUCUACUCGCAUCCCCAAGAUACAGCAGCUUGUGAAAGAAUUUUUCAAUGGCAAGGAACCCUCUCGUGGAAUCAAUCCUGAUGAAGCUGUAGCUUAUGGUGCUGCUGUGCAGGCUGGUGUACUCUCUGGGGAUCAAGAUACUGGUAAGUCUGAGUGACUUAAAUGCUGCAUGAGGUGUUGGGCAGAUUAGCCUGUACAAGUGAAAAGCUUCCAGUCAGCCUCAUAACUGUUUGGAAUGGAAGAUCUUUGUCUUUGCUGGCUGUCAAGUUUGUCACUACAGCUAGAUAAAUUAUCAUGAUGCUUCAUCACUUAAAACCUCCUUUUCAUUCUUAGGGGAUCUGGUGCUGCUUGAUGUGUGUCCUCUGACCUUGGGCAUUGAGACUGUUGGUGGAGUAAUGACCAAACUUAUCCCAAGGAACACUGUUGUCCCCACCAAGAAAUCACAGAUCUUCUCCACAGCUUCAGAUAACCAGCCAACUGUGACAAUUAAGGUUUAUGAAGGUAAGUGGCCAACCAACAUCAUUUGGUUUGGAAACUUUUAGAGUUUUUUGUCUUCUGGGCAGUAAAGAGUAAAAGGCGACUCCAACACAGCUUAAUUUUGCAAUGCAUGUUUCCACAUUUGUGAGGUUCCUUAACAUGCUUGGAGUAUCACUAGUUGUUGAUUAUUAAUAGAAACACAAGUGAGAUGCCUUUAAAAAAUGAUAAUCUUGUACUUGCAUGAUUACCAGAGUAUAAUUUGAGUGAUUUCAUGUGAAAUGAAAUUUCCCCCCUGUAGGAGAACGUCCUCUUACAAAGGAUAAUCAUCUCUUGGGAACUUUUGAUCUGACUGGAAUCCCUCCUGCUCCCCGUGGCGUCCCUCAGAUUGAAGUUACCUUUGAAAUAGAUGUGAACGGAAUCCUUCGUGUUACGGCUGAGGACAAGGGCACAGGCAACAAAAAUAAGAUCACCAUCACCAAUGACCAGAAUCGUCUUACUCCAGAAGAAAUUGAGAGGAUGGUCAAUGAUGCAGAGAAGUUUGCCGAGGAAGACAAAAAGCUGAAAGAGCGGAUUGAUGCUAGGAAUGAGCUGGAAAGUUAUGCCUACUCACUGAAAAACCAGAUUGGAGAUAAGGAGAAGCUCGGUGGCAAGUUGUCAUCUGAAGACAAAGAAACAAUAGAGAAGGCUGUAGAGGAAAAGAUUGAGUGGCUAGAGAGUCACCAAGAUAGUGACAUCGAGGAAUUCAAAGCCCAAAAGAAGGAACUGGAAGAGGUGGUGCAACCAAUUGUGGGCAAGUUGUAUGGUAGCGCAGGCCCACCCCCUACCGAGGAAGAAGCAGCAGGAGGAGAUAAGGAUGAAUUGUAGGCAUCAGUUUCCUAGAUGUUGAUGCUGUAAAUAUUGGACUUUGAACUUUUGUUUAAACUAUUUGAACUCUAGAUUUGGAAUGUGAUCUGAAUCUUCACAUUGGGUGGAGUUGGAAAUGCUAGCCCAAAAGUGGCUGUAUACUGCUUUUCAUUAGCAGUUGAUAAAUGUCCAGCAGGGGGGUGGGCAACCUGACACGGGGAGCGGGUGAAGUAUUGAAACCAUUCUAUUUAACAAGUUGGGUUGUGUGUGUUAUGUGGAGAACUUUUCUACUCUCCAAGUGACAACAAUAAAUUUGUUACUUACACUGGAU
This is a messenger RNA of Podarcis lilfordi (Lilford's wall lizard), 6062 nucleotides long. Lineage: Eukaryota; Metazoa; Chordata; Lepidosauria; Squamata; Lacertidae. The record is from the annotation of a GenBank genome assembly.